AUGUUUUUGUCUCCAUUUCGUAUUCAGAUUCGUUCAUUUUCAACUAAACCAGGCCCCAUUUGUGCCCUUAUUAAAGAUAAAAUCGAAAAAUCUGCCAUCAAACCAUAUCAUGUUGAAUUAAUUAAUGAAUCAUAUAAACAUAAUGGUUAUAAACGUGGUCGUGAAACGCAUUUACAAUUAAUUGUUGUCUCACAUGAAUUUGAAUCAGUGCCCUUAUUAGAACGACAUCGACGAGUCAAUGAAUUAGUGAAAGAUAUUGUUCAUGAACAUAAAAUACAUGCCCUCUCAUUGUAUACACCAAAUCCAUCAAUGUGGUAUAGAACAUAUGAAAAAGGUCUGAAACUGGAUGAAGUAUAUCGAACACCACCAUGUCUAGGUGGCCAAGUUAAAGAAUUAAGUGAACAAACACAACGAAUCGAACAAGAGAAAAUGAAACAACAAGAAGCACAGAAGACUAUGGAAACUUAA
Didymodactylos carnosus is the source of this 468-nucleotide messenger RNA. NCBI's taxonomy places the organism in Eukaryota, Metazoa, Rotifera, Eurotatoria, Philodinida, Philodinidae. The record is from the annotation of a GenBank genome assembly.